Messenger RNA from Cyclocybe aegerita, 984 nucleotides. NCBI's taxonomy places the organism in Eukaryota, Fungi, Basidiomycota, Agaricomycetes, Agaricales, Hemipholiotaceae. The record is from the annotation of a GenBank genome assembly.
AUGAGUCGGUCCACAGAUUCUCUACUCAAUCCCAGUGCGAAGAUCGCACUGGCUGUAUGGUCUGGCAUUAAAGAGAACCUUAUUCACACCCAGCCAAAAAAGCGCCCAACAUACUCACCACCUCUCAUAACACUUAAAGCCACUACAAUGACCAUCCUCAUCACUGGCGGAACUGGCAAGACCGGCUUCAAGCUUGCCAAACUCCUUCAUGCCGCGAACCACUCCGUCCUGAUCACUUCACGCAAGGGCGUCGCUCCUGAGCCAUUCAAGGCGGUGACCUUCGACUGGAACGAUGCGUCGACGUUCGAGAACCCGUUCAAGGCUGACGCGAACAUCAACAAGGUCUACCUCGUCGCGCCGAGCGUGUUCGACGCGCUACCCGUGGCCAAGCCCUUCAUCGACCUGGCGAUUUCCAAGGGCGUGAAGCGGUUCGUCUUGCUCAGCGCGACUCAGCUACAGAAGGGCGGCGUGUUCAUUGGCAAGAUCCACGAGUACAUCGCCAGCCUCGGUGUUGAGUACACAGUCCUUCGCCCCACUUGGUUCAUUGAAAACUUCGGGUCCUUGUUCAUCCACAGCAUCAAUAAUAGCAACACCGUCGCAUCUGUGACCAAGAAUGGCAAAAUCCCCUUCAUCGGUGUCGACGACAUCGCAAAAGCCGCCUUUGACGCCCUCCUCGCCGAGAAGAGCUCCAACAGCGACUUCUACGUCGUUGGCCCCGAGCUGUUGACAUACGACCAGGCCACCGAGAUUCUGAGCGAGGUCAUUGGACGCAAGAUCACCCACACGCACAUCACAAACGAGCAGGAGCAGGGAUUCUUUAGGUCAAUCGGAAUGUCGCCAGAAUACGCCGCCAUGUUAAACGGUAUGGAGGCUGCCAUCGCCGAUGACGCUGAGGAGAAGUUGGUCGGCACAAGCAAGACGAUCACGGGCACCCACAAGCUCCGCGACUACUUCGAGGCGAACAAGGCGCUCUGGACCAAGUAG